CUCUAGAUAUAUCAACUCCAGAAUUCCAUCGGACUAUGGCUGGAGAUUCUCUGAACCUUCCUGGGAUGUCCCUGAAGCUGCUAGUGACUCUCACCUGCCUGCUUCUGACUUGCGCACUGAGGGAACGGGUACCCUUGCGUGAAAACGUGUCCCACUGUGAGCUUUACCUGCCUCCCUGGGGAGCGCUUAAUGGUGGUAGUCACCAGAACCCUGGCAUUCUGAUCGCCAACUCCGGGUUCCAAGUGCCACAGGGCCGCUCGGUUUGGCUCAACCCACUGCGGGAUCUGGUGAUUCGAGUGCAGCGAGGGGACCAGUGCAAGGUGACAGUGCUGGACUUCCCGCGGCUCCAAGGCGCGCUCUCCCCGCAACAAUUUCCCUGUGAUUUCGGGGCCCAACAGGUUAAGUACACUCACUUCGGCUCGCCCAGCUCCACAAGAACCCGGAUACAGCUGCAGGUGCGCUAUGACGCAGGGAAUUCCACCCUGGUGCUGCCCUUCACUCUGCAAGUGAAUGUAGUCUUCCCCAAGCUUCAGUUGGUGGCGCGCAACAGGCCACUGAAAGUGUUUAAAGUGCUAGGCUGCAGCCACGCCAUCGACAGGAGAGUGCUAAACUUUGCCUCCAGGAGCAGGUGCAGGCUCACCUUGCUUCCUCACCCUGGCGGACCACUCCCCAAGUAUGGACGCUUGGUGGACACCGCUGGGAACCCUCUCUCCAGGGGCCAUCUGGCUGACUGUGAGGCUUUUAUCCAGGCUGGGGUACGCUACCAGCAUACCACCACACAGUCUUCACCCAGCAGGGACUACGUGCCCAUGCUAGUGGAGCUGCUUGGACCAGAAUCACAAGGUACUAGGUCAGUGGAGGUGCUGGCCCAGGAGUACUUCCAAAUUCAAGUCAGAAUCCAGAAGCGAGCCAGGAGCACAGCACCAAGACCUAGUCUCACGGCUCUAAUGAUGGUGGAGGUUGAACAGUCCUUACUGACAGCCCUGACACCUGAAGUGCUGGCUGCAGAAGACAGUGAGUCAGACCCUGACGACCUAGUCUUCAACAUUCUCAAUAUCCCCGAGGCCCCAUCUGGACACCAUGGUGGACAGGGUUAUGUGGUGAACACAGAUGACCCCCUGGGCCUUCCAGUCUCUUUCUUUACCCAGAAAGAGCUUCAAGAGCUGAAAAUUGCCUAUCGACCCCCAACGGGGAGCUCAGAAGGGGACCACGUCUUUCAGCUCAAACUGCAGGUGGUGGAUGAAGAUGGUGAUGCCUCUGAGCCUUUUGCUUUCAUGGUGGUGGUAAAGCCUAUGAAUGCUCUGGCUCCAAUAGUUAGCUACAGAGGAGGACUUGUGGUUUUUGAAGGCCAGGCAAGGCCCUUGUCCGAUGCCCAAAGCUUUCAGGUCAGUGAUAAAGAAAAUUCCAAAGAAAUAAAAAUUGUUGCAGUCAGAGGUUUGCAACACGGGCAGCUGGUAGUGCAUGGGGCACCUUCUGGGUGCAAGAAUUUCACACUGGCAGACCUAAGUGCAGGGAGAGUGGUGUACCAGCAUGAUGGCAGUGACUCUUACAGUGACAACAUCAUCCUCAAGAUGGAGGAUGAGCACCACCAGGUGGACUUCCUCUUCCCCAUCACUAUCGUGCCCGUGGAUGAUGAGGCACCAGUGCUCACCACCAACAUGGGACUCUCCGUGACUGAAGGGCAAGUGGUCCAGAUAUCCCCCUCUGUCUUAUGUGCCACUGAUAUUGAUUCUGAGGACUCAGCUAUCCUCUUUGUGUUGGAAAACCAACACCUGGAAGGAAAAGAGGAAGAAACACAUGAAGACCUGGCCCCUGGUUCCUACAGCUCAAGCCAGCAGCCAGGCAACAUGCUGCUGAGGCAGGCUGAACCCCCUUCGUCCCUUCUGUACAGUGACUGGCACUAUGUGGAAAAGGAGGGCCUUUAUGAGAAGGUGGUGACUGAGUGGCUGCAGAGAGACAUAAUGGAAGGGAGACUGUUCUUCUCCCAUCCUGGACCACAUAGCCCAUCUCCAGUGGCUCAUCUGGCCUUCCAUGUGCAGGAUGACCAUGACCCACCAAACCUCUCCAACCAGCACUUCUUCACCAUCAGCAUUCAGCCUGCAGAUACGUCGCAUCCUCAGCUCUCUCCAGAAACUACCCUAGAAAUGACAGUGCAAGGAUACCAGCUCACUCCCUUCCAGAAGAAGUACCUCCAGUACACGGACCAGAACUCAGAUGAACAGAACCUGUGGUACACUCUACUGACGCGACCAACAGACACUGACAGCAACCAUCAAGUCCAGGCUGGAGAGAUCGUGCUCACUGAUUCACCAGGUAGACCCAUCGUUCAUUUUACCCAAGCCCAGGUCAAUCAUCAAAAAAUUGCUUAUCGACCCCCACAGAGAAAUCUUGGCAUUGUACCUCGAGUUGUACAAUUCACCUACAAGGUGGAAGACACUGUAGGCAACAGUGUGCCAGGUACAUUCACACUAUUCCUGCAGCCUUUGAACAAUCAGCCACCAAAAGUCAUCAAUAGAGGCUUCGCUGUCUUAGAGGGAGAUAGCUUUAUUCUUGGCAGAGGUGAACUUAAUGUUUCAGACCCUGACACCAAUGAUGAUCAAAUUUUCUUCAUUUUAGUUUGGGGUCCCCAGCAUGGACACUUGCAGUACUUUAAAAAAUAUAUGGUUCCAGGAGAGUCAUUUAUGCUAGCUGAUGUUAUCAGUGGGAGCAUCUCUUAUCAGAACAGCAGAGACCAGACUGACAGUGACGUCAUCUACCUAGAGGUUAGUGAUGGAGUGCACCAUAUACCCAUCACUGUCCAGGUUUCUGUGCAGCCUGCUGUGGCUGACAGAAGUCCUGGGAUUUCUAUCACAGGGACUCCAGUAUUGGCUACUUCUCUAACUGUCCUUGAAAAUGCAGCUUCUGAGAUCACUAUUGAUGUUACUCAUGGCAGAAAGAACACAAAUGAUUUGAUGCUAUCUUUCAUUGUGGAGGACAAGCCUAAACUGGGCGUGAUUCUAGUGAAUGGUUGGCCUGCAGAGCAAGUCACCCAGGAGGAGCUCCUUGGUGGGGCAGUCAGCUAUGUUCACACUAGCGGUGAAAUUGGCUUCCAAGGGGUGCAUGAUACUUUCAGCUUCAUCCUCUCCAAAGAUGCUUAUCACUGGGCCAUGAGAGACAACAUACUGGAGAGGGUACUGGUGGAAGUAACAGUACUGCCCGUGGAUAACAUGGCCCCCAAGGUCUUGGUAAGAGAGCCCUUCAUCGUAUAUGAAGGUGGGAAGAACCUCUUGACCCCACAACAUGUCAACAUUGAAGAUGUGGACACUUCCAAAGGUGAAAUCCUUUGCACUCUGACUGCACAGCCAUCCUCUGGCUACCUGGAAAACUUGGCACCAGCUCCUGGUUCAGAAGUGUCACGGGCUGGCAACCCCAUCAGUGCCUUCUUCGUCAAGGAUGUUCAAGUGGGGUGCAUCAAUUAUGUACAGAGUAUCCACAAAGGAAUAGAACCAGAGGCAGAUCAAUUCACCUUUUAUUGCUCUGACGGCAUCAACUUCUCCCCAAAGGUCCUCCUCCCUCUAACCAUCUUGCCCACCAAUGAUGAGCAGCCUCAACUUUUCACCCGUGAGUUUGUGGUAUUAGAGGGGAUGAGCCAGGUCAUAGAUGCCUCACUGGUCAAUGGAGUAGAUGCUGACUUCCCAUCGGAUAAGCUUCACUUUCGACUCACGGUCCUCCCCCAGCAUGGACAAAUCACACAGCAGCUGGUCACAGGCAGCAAGCCCAUCCACAGCUUUACCUUGCAGGAGAUCCAAGAGCCCUCCUCCAUCGCCUAUGAACAUGAUGACUCAGAGAGCACGGAGGACAGCUUUGAGGUCUGGCUGAGUGAUGGCAAGCACACCACUCACACAACGGUGCCCAUUGCUGUCAUUUUGGUGGAUGAUGAGGUUCCUCAGUUGACCAUCAAUGACGGACUGGAAAUAGAAACUGGACACUCUGAGAUCAUCACAAAUCAUAUCCUCAAAGCCAUAGAUCUCGACUCCGAUAACAAGAGUCUCAGUUUUGUUCUCCACUCUGAGCCUCAGCAGGGACUUCUGCAGCGGCUGAGAAAGCCAGGGGGAGAUGUAAAGCACAACCUCACUGUGGGAAUGAAUUUCACCCAGGGUGAAAUUGACAGAGGCCUUAUCCAUUAUAUCCACACAGGCCAGGGAGAGGCUGUUGAUCUUCUCAAGUUUGAUGUGACUGAUGGUGUUAACACUUUGAGAGAUCGCUAUUUCUAUAUCACCGUUGACAACUCAAACAGUGCCGUCCCUGAGAUAGUCAGCAAAAGAGUCACCUUGACAGAAGGUAACAGAAUGACCCUCACUACUGAACUGCUUAACACCAGUGACAUCCACAGCCCUGGUGAACAACUUCUCUACAGUAUCACAAGAGCUCCUAGCACAGGCCACUUGGAAAGCUCUGACCAGCCUGGGGAGCCCAUGGCUUCUUUUACUCAGCUUCAACUGGCCAGACACAAGAUAUCCUAUGUUCAUAUUUCAAAGGAUAAAAUAAAGUUGGACCACUUUGAGCUUAGAGUGACUGGGGGACACCACUCUGAGUCCAGAAUCUUUAGAAUAUUUGUCACAGAGCAGGACAACAAGAAACCUACCUUGACUAUCCAAGCACUAGCCCUGCAAAGAGGGGACAGCAUCGUGGUCACUCCUUCUCAGCUGACAGUGGAAGAUGAGGAUACUCCAGCUGAUUUUAUUCUUUUUACCAUCACACGGAUCCCCAUCCAUGGCAGGAUUCUAUAUAAUGAUAGUCAUCCUGUGGCCACUUUCACCAAGAAGGACCUGACAAAGAGCCUGAUUCUCUAUUGUCACGAUGGCAGUGAGACUAGCAAAGACAGUUUCUCCUUCACUGUGACUGAUGGGAUCCACACAGGCUUCUAUGUCUUCCCAGACACUGCCCUAGAGACACAUGUGCCUCAGACAGUGUGGAUCCAGAUAAGCCCCUUUGACGACAGGAUCCCACAGAUGGGCAUCAACAGGGGUGCCACAGCCUUGAAGCUCCUUCACACUGGACACUUGGGUUUCCUCAUUACCAAUGAGUAUUUACAAGCAACACAUCAGGGUGCUCCCCACAGACUCCUGACAUAUAAAGUGACCAGAGGACCGGAGCAUGGCUACAUCAUCAAUGCUGGCCUUGGAAAUGAGAAUACCCACAUGUUCACUCAAGCUGACAUUGAUGAGAUGCGGGUCUACUACAUCCUGAACAAGGGCAGAGGCCACGCAACAAGAGAUACCUUCUACUUCUCUGUUGAAACCAGUGGAGGAAAGCAGCUAAGAAACCAACCUUUCCAUCUAAACUGGGCUUGGAUUUCUUUGGAAAAAGAGUACUACAUUGUGGAUGAAGAAUCCCCAUUCUUUGAAGUGACCCUCACCCGCAGGGGAUACCUUGGAGGCACAUCUGUUGUUAGCAUUAGAACCAAAGGAGACACUGCAGAAGAAAAUAAGGAUUUUAAAGGAAAGGCUCCUAUGCUGGUCCAGUUCGGUCCCGGCCAGUCUACAGCCACAUGGAGGGUGGGACUUAUACCCGACACCAAGUACGAGACCUCAGAAACUUUCCAGAUCAUUCUCUCUGAACCUGGCGCGGCUGCACUGGAGUUUCCAGAGAUGGCAACAGUUGAAAUUGUAGAUCCUGAAGAUGAAUCAACAGUUUACAUUCCAGAGGCAGAAUACAAACUGGCAGAGGCUGUUGGGGAGUUUCUGGUUCCUGUGAGACGAUCUGGAGACACGAGCCAGGAGCUCACGGUCAUCUGCUCUACUCGACCAGGUUCUGCCACGGGCACAAUUCCUUCCAUGGAGUUAUCUUUGUCAGAUUAUGUCUCAAGACCAGAAGAUAAUACCAGCAUGCUCCACUUUGAAAAGGAUGAGAACGAGAAGACCUGCCAGGUCCUGAUUAUCAAUGACUCCCUUUAUGAGGAGGACGAGUCCUUCAGCAUUGCUUUGAGCCUGCCAACGGGAGGGCAGCUGGGAGCCAAAUUCCCCACUGCCAGGGUAACAAUCCUGGCUGACAGAGAGGAUGAGCCUGCCCUGCACUUUGAAUACUCUGAGGACCAUGCUGAGGAAAGUGCUGGCUACGUGGAGGUGGCCGUCUGGAGAAGAGGCACUGACCUUUCUCAAGCAUCUUCUGUCAUUGUGCACUCUAGGAGGACAGAGGAACAGGCAGCAGAAGCUGGAACAGACUACAUUGGUGUCAGACAACAUCUGCACUUUAGCCCAGGAGUGAGUGUGCAGAGACUCCGAGUGACAAUCCUUGAUGACCUGCCACAGCCUGCCAUUGAGGGUCCAGAGAUGUUUGAAUUACUUCUCCAGAUGCCUACAGGUGCAGUGAUUGGAGAACCAAAUAAGACCACUAUUACCAUCAAUGACAGUGUCACCAACUGUGAAGAGGAGUAUGUGUAGUUCCUUGGACUAAAUAAGACCUUCAAUUGGGGAACAGUAUCCUAGUUAUUUCCCAACACAAACUAAAGAUAUGCCAUUCCAGAGCCUAGUGACUCUGUGUAAUGACAUUGUACUGUCACUGUGUUUUGUGAAAAUAGUCUAUGUCAAUGCAUGGAAUAUACAAAGGAUUGAGCCAAUAAAAACAAUGAGGUCAUGUU
This is a messenger RNA of Mus caroli (Ryukyu mouse), 6619 nucleotides long. It is a transcript of the gene Frem3, whose product is annotated as FRAS1 related extracellular matrix 3. The record is from RefSeq and is a predicted model, not a curated record. Gene Ontology annotation, biological process: anatomical structure morphogenesis; cell communication. Lineage: Eukaryota; Metazoa; Chordata; Mammalia; Rodentia; Muridae. Gene Ontology annotation, cellular component: membrane.